UAAAUCUACUUGUGACAUAGAUUUGCUCAGUUCUCUCUUGUCCUCGUUACUUGUUCCGCCUGGUCACCUUGUUCUCUGUCCAGACUUCGUUGUGACUGUACUGUCUGAAUUCGUGUGCGUCGACGACAGUAGACAAAACAUGAUUGUCCUCAACCGGAGGGCUCGUCGUCCACAAUGUUUAUGCUUUUGACUAUGUGUGCCGGUAGCCAGAGGAAAGACCUGACCAGCGUGCGGAGUGCAUGAAUGUACGGCGACCCAGUCUCUUUCCAGUAACUCAACCGGGUGUCCAUGACAAAAUAGCGGAGACGGAGGGACACCAGAACUUGGAAGUGGUCAUUGCGAGUGUGUACCGAUGAGAAAGAAUUAUCAGUAACUCACCGUUCCGUGCUGCGCUGGGCAGCUUUCCAGUGGUACAUUCGGCUCUUCGCGACUGGAAACGCACCGCUACGAAGUGUCGUACCUUACUUUCGCGUCUUGUUUCCGUCAACUAUCGAAGAAUGCAACUGUGCUGCUACUGGCGUUAAUACCUGAUACAGCUGUAGGGUAGACAGAGGGGGACAAAACUUAUUCCAGACAAAUGGCCACCGCUGGAGGGAAUUUUGGCCGCGGACAGCAGCAGCCAGUCCGUGGAGGAGGUGGACGGGCACAUGACGGUGGCGAUGGUGGUGGGCGGCAGCCGGCGGCUGGAGACGGUCGACAACAUGAGUUGACUGAUCGUCAGCCACGGCCAGCACCAAGGCGAGGAGGUCAAGCAGUCCAAGCAAGCGGUUCCCAGCGACCGCGUACAAGUAAUGCAUUAGCGGCAAUGCAUCGGACCCUGGGUCAUACAACCCCUGGACCGCCACCAACCGAAGGUCCAGCUCGUGCUCAAUACCUGAGAGGCGCUGGCACACCCAGACGACGCGAAGUGAACCCGGCGGCAUCUUCACACCAGGAAAGGAGCAGUAUUGCCCCACUGCCGGAAGUAGCAGCUUCGUCAGAUUCGGCAGACAAACGCCCCCUGGUGUUCCUCUUCGAUGGGACGGCCAUUGGCCCGAACACUACGCGCUCCUCUGCUGUUGUCGGCACUGACGACUUUGAUCCGUAUCAAACGACGCAUUCGACCAGCUACAAGCCACCUCCACACCCACAACCACCUGCCGGUCCCCCUCCAAGCUAUCAGCACUUUAACCGGCCGAAUCGUAACCUACUGUCCAUAAGGUCAACUUCCAAUCAGCUGCUGCCCACGGCAGUGGAAGCCCGCUCAAGGCGUCAAGGCCCACUCGGCAGCCAAGAGAGACCGCCACCAGGCCAGGACCAGCGUGCAUUCCACACGCUCGCAUCCACGGACACGUCAGUGUUCCUUGCCGACAGCGAACAGAGCAGGGUGCAAGAAGAGGCCGUCGCAUCAGCCCAGCCAGCAGCUGCGGCCAGUCGAGGUAUGUUCCAAACUCCCGUUCAACCUGGAUAUCAUGCUGUGCAUCCCGUCGUGGCAGAACACCAUGACUUAGCACUACCAACGGGACGCACCCCGAUCGUGUACGACGCCCUAGUGGAACCGCACAAUCCAAAUCGAGCUGCGGCAGCACCCAUGGACGAGUUCAGCGCCAUAGGCGAUCCUGAGGAUGCACUAAAUCACCGGACGCGGCGGCUAAGGCGCAUUGCGCAGCAACCUGACGCCGCCGGGCACUCCAGUGCAGGGUACGAUCAUUCGGGGAAUCAACCGGCUACCAUGGCAACCAAUCCACCCAAGGGUAAUCCCCCACGUGCUCCAAGGCAGGGAGAAGGUUCCACGCGUAUCCGGCCAGCACGAAGAGACUCCCUUGCUACUAUGGCAACCAAUCCACCCAGGGGUAAUCCCCCACGUGCUCCAAGGCGCGGAGAAGGUUCCGUGAGCAUCCAGCCAGCACAGAGAAGCACCGAGCAGAGUACACUGCCAGCCAUACCGGGCACUGCAGCAAGACAAGCACAGCCGGCGCAGAUCACAUGUAGUGUGUCUGACCUUCCACUAGGAAAUAAUCCCAUACGCACCACGGUGAUCAAUCGAAACACAGCCAUACGCGACGCAUCUCUCCAAGAAGCCAGCAGUCGUGGCAUGGGUGCAGCGAGCACCGUAUCAUCCCUGCCUACGGGUGCAGCAAGCCAGCCUAACAGACCCUGCGUGGCUGGCGCUGCACAAGCAGGCGAGUCGACGUUCCCGAGACUAACUGGAGGGCGGGCGGCCGGGAGAGGAACUACGCAGGAAUCUCGCUCACUUCUGCCAGCUGUAGGGUCCACUUCCAUCGUCACAACCACCACCGCCACCACCGCUCCGUCCCAAGAGACGGUGAUACCUGCCCCUCCUCCAGGCCUUCCCCCACCAGGCAACUACAGGCCUCGAAGGGGCCAGCUGACCCUUGCUAUGUUGGGCGACCCGAAAGAGAGGGCUCGAGCAUACACCAGAUAUAGCAGAAGUAAGCUUACUGGCGGCAGCAACAGGCCACCGCAGCAUCCGGGCACUGUGGAACAGAAACAUGAAUCUCAGGCACAAGGGACUUUGCAGAGGCAUGCGUCCACGGUUGGAGCAGCGUCCAGCGGUGUGGCAACGAUGCGUUCCCUUGCGGAUACGCUUGCAGCCCAAGGCACGACGACGCAAUACCAAUCGCGACCACAGGCUGCACGCCAGCGAGACACAUUGCCACCGCAGCACACGGCCAGCGAUAGCACGCAGCCUAGAACGUCUUCCGACCAAGAACCAUCACCAGGAGCAGCAGCAGCAGCAGCGGGCACGCCUAGUGCAGCGGCAGCAGCAGAAGCCACUGCGGCCACCACAUCGUCAGUAAACAACGUUGACGUGCGGUCAAUGCAGAGCUACCAGUUGGUAACCCAACAAGAAGGCAAGGUCACCGUAAAGAGUAUCCGUGACAAAAGGCGGGAACUGCGCCAAGUCAAGUCACCGUUCACAACAAGGCUUCCAAAGCUACCACAGGACACGGUAUUAAAUCGAUCUCCACUGCCAACACAGGACAAGGAUCCAUCGCCACACUCUACACGAGGCUCGGGCUCCGAGAAGGAUGAGCAACGGACUUCGGACCAUUCCAUGGCCGACCUCUUGGCGAUGGAAGAUGGCAAGGCUUGGUCACUGACCACUCAAGGCAAAUUGACAGACCAACGUCACCAGCAAGAGGCGAAAGCAAGACAGAGGAAUGAGAUGGUACAAAGGAACAAGAUGAGACCAAAGCACCAAAAGAAGGAUUCCAGCGGAUCAAGCGACACCUCAGUCCAUCCAUCUGGCAGAAAGAAACCGGAUGCACCUCGUAGAAAACCACCAGCAAAGAAACUUGCAAACAGACCAGUGAGGGACACUGCACAUAAGCGGAAAGUCCUUUUCCCAAAGAUUACUCAGCCACCUAAGAAGGCCUGGACUCAGCAGUCAGAAAAACACUCGAAACACCGGCUUGUUCUGCCCAACAUUCACGCAGCGAAAGACAGCAGCACCGGAAGCAGCCUCAGCAGCGGCCACUCCAGCGUGCACACAUCCACGCAUGGCAACACCGGAAGCAGCAGUAGUGGCUUUUAAAGUGGAGCGAAAAUGUGUAGCUCCUAGCGUUGGAAAUUGAGUGGCUAGCGGCGGAAAUUCCCAGACUAUUGGUAAACUGGUGCAUACAACAGCAAAUGAAGAACUUUACUUAAAGAUAUCUGGAGGAGAGGUAAAUGCCGUGGGUAGAAGUUGCUCCCCAUCUUUCAAGCGCGUGCGUAUUCUCUAUGGACAGCCUCGCGUGGUCCUAGCUUUCAUACUAUGCUUUUCCUUCUACGUCUGCAUGCGACACACUACCGACGUGUGCAGUGCAGUGGGCGUUGCAAAGGUCACUGAGAAUGUCACCUAAGCAGUCUUGUACCUGUUUUUCGUUUAUAUGGCCAGACAUCUAGACUAGCGUAGAUCAGCGAUGCUGCAGUCGACAGCCGACGGCCGUGUGUGAAAUUGAACAUGUGGUACUGCUUGUAGUGACAUGCAGAACCUGAUCUAGCAUUCUAUAGUCGUUUCUCGAAUGACUCUUCAUAGUACAUGUUACACUCAAAAGUCAAUAAAUUAUCAUUUUUGCCACUAGGCUUGCUUCCUUUUAUGGGAGUGAGUUGUGUCAUCGAUAACCAUCUAUUUGACACGUCUCGCCAGAGGUACAGGCACAAACUUGCAGACUGUUAUUGGACAUAUUGAAAUUGAAAUGUGUCGUUCGCUGAGCGGCGCUCAUUUCACUGUCGUGUAUCCCUCUCAGCAACUGCGUGAAUGCGCGUUCCUAUCUAGAGCGCGCUGCCAUGACAAUCACCCAGUCCAACGUUACACCUAUCAUUACGAGUAGUCUUGACACGCUUUAUCGAGGAGUUGCUGAUCCAGACCUUUUUCUCCAUCCAACUUGUUGGACAGACCUAUCUGGUUUAUUGGUAAUGUUUCAAGUUUGCACGCUCACUUCUUUUUUGUUUUGUUUCCUCUUCCCCUGUCAUUUUAGAAAUUGUCGCUAACGGCUUAACUAUCAACAUGUAAUGAGAAAUAUUGUACACUGUU
Molecule: messenger RNA, 4519 nt
Organism: Sycon ciliatum
Lineage: Eukaryota; Metazoa; Porifera; Calcarea; Leucosolenida; Sycettidae
Product: serine/arginine repetitive matrix protein 1-like
Exons: 11
Coding region: 578-3538 (986 amino acids)
Source: RefSeq, a predicted model, not a curated record